CGAGGACGCAAGACAAAGAGAGAGAACCAGACCUCAUUUCCUGUUGGGAAGAAGGAGAAGAUCCGGUGAUGCAGGAACCCAAAGAAGAGGAGGAGACCUCAGCAGGAUACAUCUGGGGUGUCAAGGCUGAGGGAGAAACAUCUGAAUUAUCACUAGAAAAAGAUGAGGGGCAGCUGCAGGAGCAGAAACUGAGGAGUCAAGAUGGAGCAAAGAGACAAGAGGACAGACAAACUCACACCAGUGACAAACCUCUUAUAUGCUUGGAGUGUGGAAAGAGCUUCAGGUGGAGAAACACCCUUACAGUGCAUCAAAGAACUCACACAGGGCAGAAACCCUAUAAAUGCUUGCAGUGUGGAAAGAGCUUCAGUCAGAAUAGCACCCUUACUUCGCAUCAAAGAACUCACACAGGGCAUAAACCCUAUAAAUGCUUCAUGUGUGGAAAGACCUUCAGGUGGAGUAGCCACCUUACUUCACAUCAAAGAAUUCACACAGGAGACAAACCUUAUGAAUGCUUCGAGUGUGGAAAGAGCUUCAGUCAGAAUAGCACCCUUACUUCGCAUCAAAGAACUCACUCAGGAGACAAACCUUAUAAAUGUUUCAAGUGUGGAAAGAGCUUCAGUCGGAGUACCACCCUUACUUCGCAUCAAAGAACUCACACAGGGGAUAAACCUUAUAAAUGCUUGGAGUGUGGAAAGGCCUUCAGGUGGAGUACCACCCUUACUUCGCAUCAAAGAAUUCACACAGGGGGCAAAGCUUAUAAAUGCUUGGAGUGUGGAAAGACCUUCAGGUGGAGUAGCACCCUUACUUCGCAUCAGAAAACUCACACAGGGGAUAAACCUUAUAAAUGCUUUGAGUGUGGAAAGACCUUCAGUCAGAGUGGCACCCUUACUUCUCAUCAAAGAAAUCACAGAGGGGACAAAUCAUAUAAAUGCUUGGAAUGUGGAAAGAGCUUCAGUCAGAGUAGCACUCUUACUUUGCAUCAAAGAACUCACACAGGAGACAAACCUUAUAAAUGCUUGGAGUGUGGAAAGAGCUUCAGUCAGAGUGGCCACCUUACUUUGCAUCACAGAACUCACACAGGGGACAAACCUUAUCAAUGCUUUGAGUGUGGAAAGAGCUUCAGUCGGAGUAGCACCCUUACUUUGCAUCAAAGAACUCACACAGGAGACAAACCUUAUAAAUGCUGGGAGUGUGGAAAGAGCUUCAGUCGGAGUAGCACCCUUACUUCGCAUCGAAGAACUCACUCAGAGGACAAACCUUAUAAAUGCUUUGAGUGUGGAAAAAGCUUCAGGUGGAGUAGCGCCCUUACGCUGCAUCAAAGAACUCACAGAGGGGACAAACCUUAUAAAUGCUUUGAGUGUGGAAAGAGCUUCAGGUGUAGCAGCAAACUUACUUUGCAUCACAGAACUCAUACAGGGGAAAAACCUUAUAAAUGCUUGGAGUGUGGAAAGAGUUUCAGGUGUAGUAGCAAACUUACUUUGCAUCACAGAACUCAUACAGGUGAAAAACCUUAUAAAUGCUUGGAGUGUGGAAAAAGCUUCAGUCAGAGUAGCAACCUUACUUUGCAUCACAGAACUCAUAUAGGGAACAAACCUGAUAGAUACUUGGAGUGUUGAAAUAUCUUUCGUCAGAAUGGUACCUUAAGGCACAUCAAAGAAUCCGUUCAAGGGAAGAGAUGUAUAAAUGCUUUGAAUGUUGAAAAAACCAGAAAUGUUGUUGAAAGGGGUGUGAUCCUGGUUGAAAUGUGUAGCAUGGGCUGCUUCAGAAGGUGGCUAUCUCCCCUUCCUGUAAAGGGUUUUAAGGAGAGGCUGGAUGCUCCCCCCACCUGCCCCCAGGGACAGAUUCACCACCCGAACUCAGGGAUAGGCUAGAUGACCUUUGAUGUCCGUUCCAGGACUAAAAGAGGAAUAAAAGGGACCCUCCUUCUGUGUCAUUCAGAGCAGUCUAGGACUGAAGGAUGCACAUCCAGCAUCUACACCGAUGGAAGUAGGAUACUUGAAACCAGACCAGAACAAUCAACCCUGGGAAGACAACGAAAGCUACAGACAGGCUAUAGGAAAACUCCUGUACAUCGGCGCAAUAACCAGACCAGACGUGGAGGAAGCACUGGGAUACCUUCAGAGAAAAACCAGCUUGCCAACCAAGAAAGGCUGUGAAGCAUUGAAGAGAGUGGCAAGAUAUCUGAAAGGCACCAUAAAAGUAAAACUAAAGCUAUCAGCUACUCAAGAUACUAAGCUUCUCGGAUACUCUGAUGCUGACUGGGCUGGAGACGUCAAAGAUCUCAAGUCAACCAGCGGAAAUCAGUUCUACUAUGGGCAGUCACUUAUCUGCUGGAGAAGUCGAAAGCAAGACACUGUAGCACACUCAUCUACAGAGGCAGAGUAUGUAUCAACUGAUGAAGCAUGCAAGGAAAUGCUGUGGCUACGCAAGCUUCUGGGAGACUUGGGCAUAUCUGAACCAGAGCCUAUCAGAAUACUUGAGGACAAUCAAGCUUGCAUAAGUCUUGUGGAAUCAGAAGGACAAAGUUUUCGGGUGAAGCACAGCAAAGUUCCACUACCUAAACGACAUCUAGAUGUGAAGUUCCACUACCUAAAGGACUUCUAGAGAUGGCCUACCCUUCAACAGAAGAGAUGACAGCUGAUGCAUUUGCCAAGCUGUUGGGCAAACUGUGACACCAGAAGCUAUGAGGCAAGAUGGACCUUGCAGAGUGAACUAAGUUCUUGUUGAGAAGGGGUGUUGGAAUAUGUGGUUCAACUCAACUGGUGGGCUGGGACUGCAUGGGGUUAAAAAGGGUAGCUAGGGAGGAGACCUCCUGAUUGCUAGGCUACUACCUCUCCUUUGAUCUCCUGCUGUCUCUCCCUUCCUGCUAGACUGAUAUUCUCAGGGUGUUGACUACAUCUUUCGGCUUCUUCUUCUUCCUUCUCCUGAGAGACAGAGAUCUGGAUCUUCUCUUUGUCUGCUCUCUCUUCACACAGCAUCAGGGCAAACACUAGGCUUAGUGUUUGCAUCUCCAACUUUGCUGGUUAGCUAGAUAUAGAACUCUUUCCUAUCAAGUAUGUACCUCCAGAAUAAAGUAGUUCUUUCUUAUUUUGAAGCUUAAAGUCUCAGUCUGACUAAUUCCAAGGAAGGUGUAAUAUUUAGCCAGGAUUCAAAACACAAAGCUUACUCAGAUUCUAUAUUUCGCUAAUUUGGCUACUCUGCAACAGCUACAACUCAGUAGAAGCCACGACAAGGCUGUGAAUCUGCGGCUAGAUUGAAGUGGGUCGGGGCAGACUGUGAUGUUCCUGCUUAUAUUGUAAAUAUGGUAAGUGCUGGUUAUUUAGAAGACAUAUGGUAAGUGGAGUGAAAGAGGAGGGGGAGUACAUGAGCAGUAGAAUGCUGGAUGAUUGGCUGAGCAUUUGAAUGGCUGGGAGUAUAAAUGGAAGAAUGACAGUUGAAUCGGGGUGGUGAAUUGGGUGGUGAAUUGAGGAGGUGGAUGGUGUUUGGUGUUGUUGAGAGUGAGUCGGAGUUCUGAGGCAAUUAGUAAGAAGUCAAGUACAUAACAGAAUAUAGAUGAAACCAUAGGCUUGUGAAACAUUCCUUCAGCAAUCUUGUUAUUUCUAAUACUGAAUAAAUAUUUCUUGGUUAAACAAAAGCCUGAUUCCUUCUGCUGGGAAACACAUACCAGGGGGAAUAGCAAAGUAACCAAGGCUGAACAGUUUGUAUGGAAUGGUGGCAGCGGCGGAUCGGAGGAAAGUCUAUCCAGUCCCACAGAGAAACCCAGGGCUGUAAGCUUCAGUGCAAGAGGCUGCAGGAGGGGUUGGAAAUUGCCUAUACCCAUAGACGUGUAGGCCAUUCAGAAGCACU
Molecule: messenger RNA, 3846 nt
Organism: Rhineura floridana
Lineage: Eukaryota; Metazoa; Chordata; Lepidosauria; Squamata; Rhineuridae
Product: zinc finger protein 501-like
Exons: 3
Coding region: 69-1616 (515 amino acids)
Biological process (GO): regulation of DNA-templated transcription
Molecular function (GO): RNA polymerase II cis-regulatory region sequence-specific DNA binding; DNA-binding transcription factor activity, RNA polymerase II-specific
Source: RefSeq, a predicted model, not a curated record